UUCAUCUUCUCAUUCUUGUACUAUGUAGUCCAAGGCCUCAGGAGCAUCUCCAUUAACAUAUACCAUUCUGAAAUCAAAGACAUAGACAAUGGUUCCAGAAUUGAAACAACUGAAAGUCCAGCAAAACUGCACAAAGUGUCCACCAUGCAACAAAUAUUCCAUCUGGCAAAGCAACGAGCAAAGAGAUCAACAUUUUUCCCACCUGGGGUUAAAAUCUGCCCGCAGGAAUCCAUGCAGCAAAUACUAGCCAGUGUUCAAGCUUAUUAUAGAUUAAGAGUAUGUCAGGAGGCAGUGUGGGAGGCAUAUCGCAUCUUUCUGGAUCGCAUCCCUGACACAGGAGAAUACCAGGACUGGGUCAGUAUCUGCCAGCAGGAGACGUUUAGCCUCUUUGACAUUGGGAAACACUUCAGCAACUUCCCAGAGCACCUGGAACUUCUUCGGCAGAGAAUUAGACAGAGAAGCUUCCCUGAGAGAAAAGAUGAAAUAACUACAGAGGAGACAUUGGAAGAUGGUGACAGAACUCUAGUGUCUUCAACAGAUGUUGCCAGUGCCUCACUUCAGCCUUUCCCUGUCACUCCUGACAGUGCACUCCUCAAUGAGAUUCUCCACGGUGCCCUCAAUGACACCGAAAUGCCUGCAAAGGAAAGAGAAACAGAACUCACUAAUGUGCUUGAAGAUCCGCUGGAGCAGAAGGUGGAGCUCAGCAUCACCUUGGCUAGCCAGAGGCUCAAGGAAGAUCUCACUGACUCCCAGUCCCCGUAUUACCAGGAGCUAGUAGCCAAGUCUCAACUUCAGAUACAAAAGAUAUUUAAGAAACUUCCAGGAUUCAAAGAAAUCCACGUAUUAGGAUUUAGACCAAAGAAAGGAAGAGAUGGUGCAAGCCUCCUGGAGGUACGACUUGUAGCCAUCUUCAAGAGAGACAGUGAGGAAGCAAAGAGCCCAUCAAGUGAUGUGUUGUCUUUUGACUUCAACAAAAUUGAAAGUCAAGAAAUCAUUGAGGAGAACAAGAAACCAGAAAUCUAUCUCACAGCUAUAGAUCUCAAAAAGCUGAUCAGCAGAGCUCUCGAGGAAGAUAAAUCUGUGGACAUGGGAACAAUUCAGUUCAUUGACGAAAUUGUUGGGUUGUUGCCAGUCUCAGCUCCUGACACCCAAGCGGUGCUGCCCACACCACUUCCCGAUGUCAUACAGGAUGUUACUUUGGGAUCACAACUUCUUGAUGACUCCAAGAUUGAGACAGUGGAUGAAGCAGAACAUGAUCUACCUGACAGUUCUUGGUCUCCAACUCCUGUGGCCUCUACCUCUCAACCAGAAUCUCAACCUUUCUUUACUGAAUCAAGAAUCUUGUCUCUGACUGUUCAAAGUGCCACAGACCCAAUGGCCAUUGGCCCACCAGCAUUAGUCCCAGGAAUCACGUUGCCCACUGAUGAUCACUCUGCCACCAGUCCAUCUGCUGUGGAAAUUUCACAUUCUCCUGCAUUUUCAGAAGACAGUAAAUUGAGUACAGAUUACGAAGAUACAGUCAGAGAUGGAGAGGGAAUGGCUCUGUCAGAUGUUCUUGUCUCAUCUGAAGUACCAAGAUACAUCGGGUAUGUUUCUAGCCCAGAUCAUUUCUUGGAAGAUACCACUCCUGUCCCCGUUUUACAGUACAUCACUACUAGCUCUAUGACCAUAGCUGCCAAGGGCCAGGAGCUAGUCGUGUUCUUUAGUCUGCGUGUUGCCAACAUGCCCUUCUCCGAUGAAUUGUUCAACAAGAGCUCUACAGAAUACCAGGCUCUGGAGCAACGAUUCACAAAGCUGCUGAUUCCAUAUCUACAAACAAAUCUGACAGGAUUUAAGCAGCUCAAAAUCCUUAACUUCAGAAAUGGGAGUGUGAUUGUGAAUAGCAAAAUGAGGUUUGCCAGCUCAGUGCCAUAUAACCUCACCAAAGCUGUGCAUGAUGUCUUGGAGGAUUUCCGUUCUGCAGCAUCCCAACAACUUGAUCUGGAAAUAGACAGCUACUCUCUCGACGUUGAACCAGAUGAUCGAGUGGAUCCUUGCAAAUUCCUGACCUGCGGCAAAUUUGCCGAGUGUGUGAUGAAUGAGUGGACUGAGGAGGCCGAGUGUCGCUGUCAACCUGGAUAUGAGAAGCAGGAGGGCCUGGACCACCUGGCCCAAGGCCUCUGUGGCCCCAUUGAGGAAUGUGAAGUUACUCAGGGGAAAGGAGCCAUGUGCAGUACUUUCAGCUCCUAA
Messenger RNA from Elephantulus edwardii (Cape elephant shrew), 2229 nucleotides. It is a transcript of the gene IMPG1, whose product is annotated as interphotoreceptor matrix proteoglycan 1. The annotation marks the transcript as partial. Gene Ontology annotation, biological process: visual perception. The record is from RefSeq and is a predicted model, not a curated record. The transcript has 16 exons. NCBI's taxonomy places the organism in Eukaryota, Metazoa, Chordata, Mammalia, Macroscelidea, Macroscelididae.